CACAAAAAUAGAAGAUCAAAAUGCGUGUGUGUAUGGAGUCACCACAUGACUCAGCAGUGUUUAUACCAACUCAACUCAGGCACGACUACACGAUCACGCACAGACACACGCAGGUUUUAUCAGGUGAUUGUUCUUCUGUCAGCUAUCAGGACUCCCUCCCUCUCUCUCUCUCUCUCUCUUUCUGUGUGUGUGUCUCUCUCUCUCCCCAAAUAUGACUCCGUUUCCCCGCACAGUGAACCGCAGCCUCCGACAUGCCUGUUUAGACUGGUGAAUCUUGCAGGAGGAGAGAAUUAAAUCAAUCCUACUGGUGGGUUUCUAAUUCAAAUUCCCCAGUCAAACUUCACCCUAAAUGUAACUCAGUCUGGGUUCGCUUGCAAGCAGACCUUGAACAUAAAGAGCCCUGGCUGCUAGCUGCUGGCUGCUGGUUGAGAGGGCUGGGUUUGCUCUCCAGACUGCAAACGGACUUUUAGACGCCGACAGGUCCAGGAUCGGACACAGUGGGCUCGCUGCAGUUACGUGAUGGAUGUAGGUUUAUGGCAGGCUGUAUGAGCAGUUGUCCGAGGUUUUCCAGUGAAACGUCAGAUGCACCUCAGUGUUUGGUCACCGGUUAUUUCAGAGCCUGUGAUUCUCCCGGCGUCCUGACGUCAAUUUAUAAGGACCCAGCAGUGCCGGGGCGGCAGACAUUCAGAUAACACCCGGCUGAAGGAAAGAAAGGGAGAGAGAAGCCGGACCAUGUUGAUGUGAUAUUCCUCAUAAAUUGCUGAGCAUUCUGUGACCGACCACGGCCGGAGCUUAAGAGGGGGGUCCCAAUUCAGAAAGUGUAUGCGUGUGUGCAGCUAUGGGGAAGGACUACUACAAGACCCUGGGCAUCCCCAAGGGCUCCAACGAAGAGGAGAUCAAGAAGGCCUACCGGCGCAUGGCGCUGCGCUUCCACCCUGACAAGAACAAGGAUGCCAACGCUGAGGAGAAGUUCAAGGAGAUUGCAGAGGCCUAUGAGGUACUGAGCGACCCCAAGAAGAGGGUCGUGUAUGAUCAGCUAGGAGAGGAAGGUUUGAAGACAGGAGGCAGCAGCUCUUCAGGUGCUCCUGGAAGCUCAACAUACCACUACACCUUCCACGGAGACCCCCACGCCACCUUUGCCUCCUUCUUUGGCGGCUCCAACCCCUUCGACAUGUUUUUUGGCUCCAACCGCAGCCACAGCCGCUCCAACGGUUUCUCCUUCCACAAUGACCAUGACGAAGAGCGGGACAUGGAUGUGGAUGAGGAUGACCCCUUCGCUCAUUUCGGGAGACAGUUUGGCUUUCCAGGGGGGAUGAACAACGGCUUCCCAGGGGAGGGCCGCAGGAGGAGGGGGGUGCCGUCAGAGCGCCUGGGGACCGGGCGAAAGCACCAGGACCCUCCGGUGGUUCACGAGCUGAAGGUCUCGCUGGAGGAGAUCUUCCACGGCUGCACCAAGCGCAUGAAGAUCACCCGCCGCAGGCUGAACCCGGAUGGGCGGAGCAUGAGGACAGAGGACAAGAUCCUCAAUAUUGUUAUCAAGAAGGGCUGGAAGGAGGGAACCAAGAUCACCUUCCCUAAGGAGGGGGACGAGACCCCUGAAAACAUUCCUGCUGACAUAGCCUUUGUGCUUAAAGACAAAGGGCACCCCCACUUCAAGAGAGACGGUUCCAAUAUAAUUUAUAACUGCAAGAUCAGUCUAAAAGAGGCGUUGUGUGGCUGCACAGUUAGCAUUCCCACACUGGAAAACCGCAUCAUAUCGCUCCCCUGUCACGACAUCAUCAAGCCGGGGACGGUGAAGCGACUCAGAGGGGAAGGCCUGCCUUUCCCAAAGAACCCGUCACAGCGUGGUGACCUCAUUGUGGAGUUUUCUGUCCGUUUUCCCGACAGGAUCCCCCCUCAGUCCAGAGAGAUUAUCAGACAACACCUCCCCCAGUCAUAAGAAGACUCACUUUUAACCCCUCCAACACCACUCACUCCAGACUAAAUGGCCCAAACCCAGAAAAUCAACCCUUAAUACUCCUUCAUCUCUCAAAUUUUGAACCCCAUUGUGGUUUCCCUUCCCACUUCCAGUCCCCAUGUCCUGUGUUAAUGUACGCAGCAUUAAACAGACGCUGUUGUUUGUAGGGACUUCGCAGUGGGAGGAUGAGGGAAGAAUUCCGAGAUCAAUGGCAGUAUCAGGAUGUGAUAUAUUUGUUUGUUUUGUCUUUUGGCCCAAGCACGCACCUGAGCAGUGGAGCGGUGCUGAGGAUGGGCUCAGCACAAUCGUGGCUUUUACCGGAUAGAUUUUCUUAUCUCUGUUUUUUACAGAUUUAUCAGUGGUUUUAUAUGCUGUCCAACUCUCUGAUCCUUGUCUUUUUGUGAUAGGAUGAAGUGUGAGAUAUUUUUUAAAAGAAACAUUUUUUCUAGGAUUUUCUUUUCCAAAGGAAGUUUCAAAUAGGAUUAUUUAUUUUUACCUUGAGUGUACCAGCAGCUUCAGUGUGCUCAGUGCAAACCCUAGUUUUAACAAAACUCCCCCCACCACCUGCUCUUCUCUUGCUUUCAGUCUGAUAAAGCAUUGUGCUUGAAGUCCAUAGGCUGUUUACUGUUUGGUAAGAUCUGUCUCCCCUACAAUCAGUAUUCUGAUGCGUGCACAAUGUCACAGCACACUUAAAAUCCUGCAUUACUCCAAAUAAUAAUAGCAUAUCUCAGCUGCAUUGGAAAAUCUGGGAAUGACAAUCACAUACUGUAACAGCAGUGUAAGCUUGGAUAAUACAAUCUUCACAUAAUAUGGGUGCUCUCCCUUCUGAGCUGUGUGGCUGCUCUGAAAUGAAUAGCCUGGCUCGCUAUCUGAGGGACAUGUAGGUGCCUUAGCCCAGUGUCAUACCACAUAUGUGAACACACACACACACACACAGGUCACACUGUAAUAUAUACAACCAGCCAUGUUAAGUGCACAACAGACAAUGUUGUGUUAGACAUUACCAUUGGGAGCUGGUGAUGUUGGAAAAACAGUAAGUAAGCGAUGUAAAGUCAAUCACCAAAUUGUACUGUAUGUAAGCAAGGACAUUUUUAGGGAGAGAUUUGAUACAAACUGAUGAAUUUUGCCAAUGUAUCCCUGUAAAGUGCCGUACAAGUGCAGGUUGGAUUUCCCAGAGGAAUGUAAGCAGUAGGUUAAUCUGAAGUCAAUAGUAAAUAGUUGAGAUUUCUCUGGGAAACCCAGCUUUGUUGUGUUUAUUAUGCUUUCUCUUAUGCCAUUUGAAGGCAAUGUCUCGGUGCUACUGUAAACAAUGCCAGAAAUAGACCCCCCUUGGGGUCUACUUUUUGGUUUUCAUGGAGUCCACAGUUUGUGAUUUGAUAACUGCUUCUGUCCUCUGUAACAUCUGUACAUCGAACUUUACAUCUGUUUUUUCAAGUAGAAAACCCUGUUUAGGAAACAGGUUUUGUAAUAAUGCAGCUGCUGUUCUUUGUUUCAACUGCAAGGGGCUCUGAAAGCUCUUCCUACUGUAGUUUGCAGCAAUGAUGAGAUGUAUGUAUGAGUAUGGUUUAUGAGGACAGCCCUAGUAGGUCAUAUAUAUAUAUAUAUAUCCUGUGUAUGGGGAAAUGUUUGAAUGCAACAUGUUGAUAAAUGCACUUUUAUGUCAUAAAAGAUACUGACAAAACUAUGAGAUGAGGACAGAGACCUGAAUGACUUGUCUGAUUGUUUGAGCGUCCUGCCUCUCAGAGCCUCCGGGGACGCUGGACUGUGGCUACAACCAGAAUGCACGUGCUGCUGCUGAAAGACUGUCACUGCUUAUGUGCAUUUGACAAUAUUUAUGAUCUUUUCAAAAUGGCAACCAAUAAACCAAAUGUGUGAACUUAA
Molecule: messenger RNA, 3838 nt
Organism: Siniperca chuatsi (mandarin fish)
Lineage: Eukaryota; Metazoa; Chordata; Actinopteri; Centrarchiformes; Sinipercidae
Gene: dnajb5
Product: DnaJ heat shock protein family (Hsp40) member B5
Exons: 5
Coding region: 839-1939 (366 amino acids)
Biological process (GO): negative regulation of transcription by RNA polymerase II
Cellular component (GO): cytosol
Molecular function (GO): protein-folding chaperone binding
Source: RefSeq, a predicted model, not a curated record